UGUAGAAAGAAGCUGGCGUUCCUCUUCUUUUUCCAUGCCUACCUCCUUUCACUUUCAUUUUCUGCGGGCACUGCCCCAGCUCACAGCCCUGGAUUCCGUGACUGUCGCAGAAGGGACCCUGCUGAGAGAUUUUUCUCUGCCGCAUGGGGACACUCCCAGGGCCUGAAACUCCGUGAGAUCGCUUCCCCACAGAUUCCCAGGACCCAGAGUCUGAAGGCUGAGCCCAGAGCAAGCCAUGGACAGAGGGAUGAAGCAUGGAUGUGGGGGCCAGGGGCCUUGACUUAACUCCUGGCUGCCUCAAACCCUCUGUGGGACCUCGAGCCAGUUUCUUGCCUUCUCUGGGCCUCAGUUUGUACAUCCAUACAAUGGGGAGCUUGCAUUGGUAAUGUCUGAGGGUAGAACUGUGGCCCUCUUGGUCUCAGGGUGGGGCUGACUUUCCCUCUCCACUGCCACCUGCCUGCUUCCUGAGAAGUCCUGCACUGGACCUCAUUCUCCUCCCCAGAUUGUGAAAUGUACACGCAGGACGCUUUCCAGGGACAGAGGAGCCAACUGGUGGAGCUGCUGAUCUCGGGGUCCCCGGAGGGCUUUGAGAGCGUUCUGGACUGGCUGCUUUCCUGGGAUGUCCUCUCCUGGGAGCACUACGAGGGGCUCAGCCUCUUGGGCCAGCCUGUCUCCCACUUGGCCAGGCGCCUCCUGGACACUGUCUGGAAUAAGGGUGCUUGGGGCUGUGAACUACUCACUGUGGCUGUGCAGGAGACCCAGGCUGACAGACAGCCCCCCCGACUUCCCGGCUGCUGGGAGCCCCACUCACCCCACCCAGCCCGUGACCUGCUGAGUCACCGGCCAGCCAUCGUCAGGAGACUCUACGGCCACGUGGAGGGCGUGCUGGACCUGACACAGGCGCGGGGUUUCAUCAGCCAGUACGAAUGUGAUGAAAUCAGGCGGCUCAUCUUCACGUCAUCCCAGCAGGUAAGAAGGCUCCGCGAUCUUGCCACAGUGAAGGCGAAUGGGUUGGCUGCCUUCCUUCUACUAUGUGUUCAGGAAUUACCUGCCCUGUUGGCCCUGCCUUUUGAAGGUGCCGCCUGUAAGACGUACCUGUCCAAGGUGAGGACCAUGGUAUCAGCUCAGUCUCCCUGUGCGAGCACCUACGAUGGGACAGAGAACCUUUGCCUGGAGGAAAUAUAUACAGAGAAUGUUCUAGAGAUCCGGAUGGAGGCGGGCAUGGCUGGACCUCUGCAGCAGAGCCCCGCCACCCUGGGCCUGGAGGAGCUUUUCAGCACCCGCGGCCACCUCAGCGAAGACGCGGACACUACGCUGGUGGUGGGCGGCGGCAAGAACACGCUUCUGCAGCAACUGCACCUGCUCUGGGCUUCAGGGAGGGCCUUCCAGGAAUUUAUCUUCGUCUUCCCAUUCAGCUGCCCGCAGCUGCGGUGCCUGGCGAAACCGCUGUCUGUGUGGACACUGCUCUUUGAACACUGCUGUUGGCCUGACCUUGGCCAGCAGGACGUCUUCCAGGUCCUCCUCGACCACCCCGAGCGCAUCCUCUUAACCUUCGACGGCUUUGAUGAGUUCAGGUUCAGGUUCACGGAUUGAGUCCGUCACUGCUGUCCGACUGCCCCCACGUCUGUGCAGAGUCUGCUCUUCAACCUCCUGCAGGGCAACCUGCUAAAGAAUGCCCGCAAGGUGUUGACCAGCCGUCCGGACGUGGCGUCGGCGAGCCUCAGGAAGCACGUGCGCACGGAGCUCAGCCUCAAGGGCUUCGCGGAAGAGGGCAUCGAACUGUACCUGAGGAAGCGCCAUCGCGAGCCUGGGGUGGCCGACCGCCUCAUCCGCUGGCUCAGAGCCACCUUGGCCCCGCACAGUCUGUGCCACCUGCCCGUCUUCUCCUGGAUGGUGUCCAAAUGCCACCAGGAACUGUUGCUGCGGGGGGGGGGUUCCCCGAAGGCCACCACAGAUAUGUACCUGCUGAUCCUGCAGCACUUUCUGCUGCAUGCCUCCCCGCCAGACUCAGCUGCCCGCGGCCUGGGAGCUGGCCUGCUUCGGGGCAGUCUCCUCACCCUCCUGCACCUGGGCCGCCUGGCUCUGUGGGGCCUGGGCACGUGCUGCUACGUGUUUUCCACCAAGCAGCUGCAGGCAGCACACGGCGACAGUGAGGACGUUUCUCUUGGCUUCCUGGUGCGUGCCAAGAGGGUCGUGCCUGGGAGUACAGCCCCCCUGGACUUCCUGCACAUCACUUUCCAGUGCUUCUUUGCUGCAUUCUACCUCACUCUCGAGAGUGCUGACACGCCGUCAUCCUUGCUCAGACACCUCUUCAACUGUCACGGGCCUGGCUGCUCGCCGCUGGCCGGGGUGCUGUCCAAACUGCGCGUCCGGGGCUCCGGGUGCAAAGAAGGCAGCGUGGCCGUUUUGCUGCAGGGGGCCGAGCCGCACAACCUCCAGAUCGCAGCGGCCUUCCUGGCGGGUCUGUUGUCGCAGGAGCGCCGGGGCCUGCUGGCCGAGUGCCAGGUGUCUGAGAAGGCCCUGCUCUGGCUCCAGGCCUGCACCCGGCGGUGUCUGGCCCGCAGCCUCCGCAAGCACUUUCGCUCCAUCCCACCAGCCUUGCCGGGCGAGGCCAAGAGCGUGCAUGCCACGCCCAGCUGGCUCAUCCGGAGCCUGUAUGAGAUGCAGGAGGAGCGGCUGGCGCGGGACGCUGUGCGUAGGCUGGACGUCGGGCAUCUCAAGCUGACAUUCUGCAGCGUGGGCCCGGCCGAGUAUACUGCCCUGGACUUUGUGCUGCGGCACCUCCGGCAGCCUGUGGCCCUGCAGCUGGACCACAACUCUGUGGGCGACAUUGGCGUGGAGCAGCUGCUGCCUUGCCUCGGCGUCUGCAAGGCUCUUUACUUGCGAGAUGACAUCUCAGACCGAGGCAUCUGCAAGCUCACUGAACAUGCUCUUCGCUGUGAGCAGCUUCAGAAGUUAGCUCUUUUCAACAACAAAUUGACCGGCGGCUGUGCACACUCCAUGGCCAAGCUCCUUGCAUGCAAGCAGAAUUUCUUGGCUUUGAGGCUGGGGAACAACCACAGCACAGCCGCGGGAGCCGAGGUGGCCCAGGGGCUCAGAGCCGACGCCUCCCUGCAGUUCCCGGGGUUCUGGAGCAACAAGGUGGGUGACAGGGGAGCCCAGGCCUUGGCUGAAGCCUUGGGUGAUCACCAGAGCUUGAGGUGGCUCAGCCUGGUGGGGAACAACAUUGGCAGUGUGGGUGCUCAAGCCUUAGCACUGAUGUUGGAAAAGAACGUGGCCCUGGAAGAACUCUGGCUGGAGGAGAACCAUGUCCAGGAUGAAGGUGUGUGCUGUCUCGCGAAAGGACUUGAGAAAAAUUAAAGUUUGAAAGUCCUGACGCUGUCUAACAACCGCAUCACCUCCCUUGGGGCAGAAGCCCUCCUGCAGGCCCUUGAAAAGAAUGACACCAUCCUGGAAGUCUGGCUCUGAGGAAGCACUUUCUCUCCGGAGAAAAUUGAGAAGCUCAGCCACAGGGACACCAGACUCUUGCUUUGAUGUCUCCAGGUCAACGUUCAUCUCCGUUU
This is a messenger RNA of Kogia breviceps (pygmy sperm whale), 3563 nucleotides long. The record is from RefSeq and is a predicted model, not a curated record. NCBI's taxonomy places the organism in Eukaryota, Metazoa, Chordata, Mammalia, Artiodactyla, Physeteridae.